Molecule: messenger RNA, 1468 nt
Organism: Acomys russatus (golden spiny mouse)
Lineage: Eukaryota; Metazoa; Chordata; Mammalia; Rodentia; Muridae
Gene: Tada1
Product: transcriptional adaptor 1
Exons: 8
Coding region: 178-1185 (335 amino acids)
Biological process (GO): regulation of transcription by RNA polymerase II
Cellular component (GO): SAGA complex
Molecular function (GO): transcription coactivator activity
Source: RefSeq, a predicted model, not a curated record
AGACGGGCGGAGCCGAGAACCAAACACACGCGAGGCCUCCCGAGCGGCGGGGGGCGGGGCCGGCGAGUGGAGCCGAGCCUCCGGAGUCCCGAGCGCAGGCCUUCCGCCGAGUUUAUCUUUCGGUUGCUGGUCGCCGUGGGCCGCGCGGCCUACGGUCGGGCUGGGAAGCGCGCUGCAAUGGCGACCUUUGUGAGCGAGCUGGAGGCGGCCAAGAAGAACUUGAGCGAGGCGCUGGGAGACAACGUGAAACAAUACUGGGCCAACUUAAAGUUGUGGUUCAAGCAGAAGAUCAGCAAAGAGGAGUUUGACCUUGAGGCGCACAGACUCCUCACGCAGGACAACGUGCACUCUCACAAUGAUUUCCUCCUGGCCAUCCUCACGCGCUGUCAGAUUUUGGUUUCUACACCAGAGGGUGCUGGAUCUUUGCCCUGGACAGGGGGCUCUGCAGCCAAGCCUGGAAAACCCAAGGGCAAGAAAAAGCUUUCUUCUGUUCGACAAAAAUUUGAUCAUAGGUUCCAGCCUCAGAACCCCCUCUCUGGAGCUCAGCAGUUUGUGGCAAAGGACCCCCAGGAUGAAGACGAUUUGAAGCUCUGUUCGCACACGAUGAUGCUUCCCACCCGAGGUCAGCUUGAAGGGAGGAUGAUCGUGACCGCCUAUGAGCACGGGCUGGACAAUGUCACCGAGGAAGCCGUUUCCGCUGUUGUCUACGCUGUGGAGAAUCAUCUCAAAGAUAUACUGACUUCGGUCGUGUCAAGAAGGAAAGCUUACCGGGUACGAGAUGGGCAUUUUAAAUAUGCCUUUGGUAGUAACGUGACCCCACAACCAUACCUGAAGAAUAGUGUGGUGGCUUACAACAACUUGGUUGAAGGCCCUCCAGCCUUUUCUGCUCCCUGUGCCAGUCAGAAUCCAGCUUCUCACCCACAUCCCGACGAUGCUGAGCAGCAGGCUGCAUUCCUGUUGGCAUGCUCUGGGGAUACACUCCCUGCAACUUUGCCUCCAGUGAACAUGUAUGACCUUUUUGAAGCUUUGCAGGUACACAGGGAAGUCAUUCCCACACACACUGUGUAUGCCCUUAACAUUGAAAGGAUCGUCAUGAAACUCUGGCACCCCAGUCACGAAGAGCUGCAACAGGACAAAGUCCACCGCCAGCGCUUGGCAGCCAGAGAAGGACUUUUGCUCUGCUAAAUCAGAAUUGAAGAUUUGGGAUCAUCACUAAAUUAAUUGGUUGCUGAAAAUUGAAUGCUUUUGAGUCCACAUUUCAAAACUGAAGUGUAUAGUGUGUGUAUAACCUUUCCUAUGGAAAUGUGACAUUGAGUGCAUUUUGUGUUGCUACUGUGAAGCCAUUAAUAUAUAGCUGACUGAUGACCUGUGUCUGUGUCCCUAGGUAUAGGAGGAGCAGGCACUGUUCUUUGCCUAGAUAGGGAUAGCAAGGCACCUGAGGUGUGGUAUCUCUGUGCUGUUGAUAAGA